AUGUUCUCCAACGGAUUCGCUACCGGCGCCAUCGCCUUCCUCAUGGCUGGUGCCCAGCUCGCCUCGGCCCACAUGGAAAUCUCAGAACCUGCCCCCUUCAGGUCCAAGUUCAACCCCCAUGCCACCAACAUCGACUACACCAACACAGCUCCCCUCGCUGCCAACGGUGCCAACUACCCUUGCAAGGGCUACCACUCGGAUCUCGGUACUGCCGCCGGUGCUCCCACCGCUUCCUACCGCCCCGGUGGCUCGUACCAGUUCAAGGUUACCGGCGGUGCUCCCCACGGCGGUGGUUCGUGCCAGGUCAGCUUGAGCUACGACAAGGGUGCCACCUUCACCGUGAUCCAGUCCAUCAUCGGUGGCUGCCCGCUCGCCUCCAGCUACCCCUUCACCAUCCCCGACGAUGCCCCCGAGGGUGAGGCCAUCUGGGCCUGGACCUGGAACAACAACAUCGGCAACCGCGAGUUCUACAUGAACUGCGCCCCCAUCACCAUCAGCAAGAGCGCCGCCAAGCGUGAGAUUGAGGCUCCCAAGGUCGAGCAGGCUGCCGUCCAGAAGCGUGCUUCUGUUGGCUUCUCCUCUCGCCCCGCUCUCUUCGUCGCCAACAUUGAGAAUGGCUGCUCUGUCGCCGAGGGUACCGAUGUUGUCUACCCCAACCCCGGCCCCGAUGUCAUCAACAACGGCGGCAGCACCGGCGCUCCUUCCGGCAACUGCGGUCCCGCCGGUGCCCCCGCUCCCAACCCCGGCAACGGCGGUGGUGAUGCUCCCGCUCCCGCUCCCACCACGACUGAGCAGGCCCCAGUCGUUCCUCCCACCACCACAGCUGCCCCCGUCACCACCAAGGCUCCCGCCUCUCUUCCCGGCGGUGUCUUCAUCACUGUUCCCACUCCUGACAAGCCCGUCACUUCGGCCCCUGUCGAUGUCCCGGCUCCCCAGCCCACCACUCUCGUCAUUUCCACUCGCCCUGCCAACACUCCCACUGCCGCCCCCGCCCCCGUUCCCACUGGCGGUGCUGGUCAGCAGCUCGGUUACCCUGCCGGCACUGCCUGCCAGAACGAGGGCUCCUGGAACUGUCUCGGCGACGGCUUCCAGCGUUGCGCCUCCGGCACCUGGUCUGUCGUCCAGGCCAUGGCUUCCGGCACCAAGUGCCAGAUGGGUGAGGGCACUGAGCUCCUCGUCAACAAGCGUGCUUCUCGCCGCAGCUUCAGGUGGAGACAGGGCUCCAGACUCCAGCUUGCUUAA
Messenger RNA from Podospora anserina S mat+, 1242 nucleotides. RefSeq lists its product as uncharacterized. NCBI's taxonomy places the organism in Eukaryota, Fungi, Ascomycota, Sordariomycetes, Sordariales, Podosporaceae. The record is from RefSeq and is a predicted model, not a curated record. The transcript has a single exon. The coding region runs from base 1 to 1242 and encodes 413 amino acids.